CCAGCCCUACGUUUCUAACCUUCGCCUCGUUGGCACCUCUUUUGGAUUACCUUACCUCAUAAUUGUUGACUACAGUCCCGUCGUUCGAACUGCCGACAAUCGAGUCGAUUCCCUUUCAUCAUGGCAGCUCAUAAGGGCCAGCCCAAGCCUGGAAAGGCCGCUUCCGGUCAUGCGAAGAAACAAUCGUCCGUUGCCGCCGCAUCAACCCGACCCGUAGUCGUACCCGCUAUUCCGCUUCCUAUGAUGCCUAAACAACAAAACAAACACGUUCCGACCACUCCCUCUAACGGAUUCCCGGCUUCGUCUCUCGAGGCAGCUCUCGCCCUUCACAACGAUCAUGCCGAUCAUACUCCUGCGCCGGUAACCACAAGAGCUCAGCAUUCGGCCAAACCCUUAGCUAAUGAGGUUAACGGUACCAAUGUGGAGAAGCCCGAAAACACAACCAAGACUGUGAACGGCGCGCACCAUGCUGACAGCAACAGCAACGGCAAUAGCAACGGCACCGAGAAGAUUGAUACUCCUCUGGCCUCGACAAAUGGUGUGAACGGAACAAGCUCCGGUCCGCAACAGCUAUCUUCAACUUCCUCAGUCGUGGACACCGAGUUUGCUUUUGAAUCUAGAUCUGGCUCCGCAUCCGCAACAAAUGGUACCAACCAAGAACUAAUAGGCGCCAACUAUGCAGUCCAAAAUGUCUCGCAGCCCCAGUCGGCUACUUCUCCCUUGGACCAACUGCCGCCUUUCUACUAUCCUCCUCCUCCGCCGACCCACCCUCUACAGCACCAGCUGUCCACCGAUCAGAUUUCCACACAUGCAAACCUGCGCGGUCCGCCCCACAUGCACCACUACCAGCAUCAUCCCCAUAUGAGCAACGGUACUGGUGCUGCUGGUGCAGGUCCCGGUGGUGUCGUCUUUGGGGGUUUUGCUGGUUCUCAUACUCCCUCGCCAGUACCUCCGCCUGGCGGUUUCAUGCCGCCUCCACCUCCCGUUCCUGUUAAUGGGGAGAAUACUAUCCACCCACGACCAAAUGGUCAUCACCAUGCUAGCUCCGGUACCAAUGGUUUCCCCGGUCCAAUCACCACCCGAUUCGGACCCGAUAUGAUGCCCGCAUCUACCGUCGACUCGUUUGGGCCGGCUUCUGCAUCUGUGCCUCCUAAUCAUUUUGAUCCCUUCUCGCCUGGCUUUGGUCGCUUCGGUCUUUCUACUCCCCAUAGCUUUCCUGGCUCUCAUACCUCAGGCGAGCCAAAUGGCGUCGAGAAUGGAGCUAUGCCUCACCCUCCCAAUGGAAUGCCCUAUGGUGGUCACGGUUAUCAUGAGCAUCCUGUUGGCCACCCUCCCCCUGCGGCCAAUUUCCCGCCGUUCUUACCCCCGCCAGAAGCUUUCACCCAUCAACCCAACUUUUUCGACGAUGGUAUUAGAGAGAGUAUCAUGUACUUCCGAGACCAGUUCGAUAGUGGCGAGCUUACCGAUUGUAUUCUCGAGCUCGUCUCUACCAAGUGCUUGCAUCACCCUGUCAAGAUUACUGGCCACAAGCUUGUUCUAGCACGUAGCUCAGCAUUGAAGCACCACAUCAUGGCAGCGCGUGCUAAUGAUUCAGGUUCUCACACUAUUACGAUUGAGUCUGACGAUCAAUAUCUACGAUCGGAUGCUUGGUGGCAUGCUGUGCGUCGUCUGUACAUGUUCCCCUUACUCGACCCUCCCAUGUUGAACAACCCAGCUACUGGCUUGCACUUCGCCAAUGAUAAGGUCGAUCGAUUUCAGUUCUGCCUUGGGUAUGCCGCCGCAGGCCAUCUACUAAACAUGCACGAUGUGUUCAUACGUGGUCUGCAGAUGGCUGCUGAAUUCAUCAAUUGGGAUACACUCGAAGAAAGUCUUGGCUUUAUCUUUGAAGGUACCAGCCAACGACAUCUCACCUUCGACAACCAAGAUGUUGAUUUGGACUUUAUGUAUGGCCCGGAGGUUAGGUUCCUCUUAAAUGUCACCAUGAACUUCCUCAUCAACGCCUUUCCAUCGGACUUUGAAUUGGACCCGUUUGUCCCCGACCCUGUAAAGUUUGCGCGCAUUCCAACAGCCACCAAUAUGGUAUCUUCGCCAACAAGUAGUACGGCCCAUCCCAUCGCUCGAGGCACAAACACGCGUAGUCAGGCCAAGUCUAACCGCCUAACUAACAUCAAGUUUGGCGAUCUUCCUGCUACCCUCCCAGAAGAUGGCAAUGGCCCUCCGCGUGGACCUGCUCACUGCUCUCCUGUUCUAUCUCGCAUCUUAUUGAACCUUCCAUUCAAUGAACUUUGCGCUGUGCUAACCUCGGAAAGCCAUGGCAUCUCGGGAUGGAAUACAGCCCAAGACCGAUACCACGCAGUCGCUAACGUCGUAGCUGAGCGAGAGUCGCGACGACUACGCAUGGUCGAUGCCAUUCGCGCAGGAACAGUUCCUGGAUCUCCAAAGAUUCAACAACGGCUAUCGGCGCAACGACGUCAUGCUUGUGUCGAACCUUGGGAUGUCCUAAAUUGGCAAGAGGAAGUUGUACAGCCAAGAGGUGCCGAAGUCCCUCGAAUUAUCCGUCGAUGGGUCCCCCAAUUCUUGGUCGCCUCGGAGGUGCCACAGCAGUUGCAGCCGCAACUGUAUGAUCCCCGUAACUCCAUAGUCUAGCUGACUCAUCGGAACGUUAUGCGACGGGUUUACGAUUGAAUGACAAUAGCAUUGAUUGGCACGGAAGAACGAGGUUCCCCUUCUUCAUAUGGCAUACUCGUUCUUGGGCGUUUCUGUUUUCUGUUUUCUUUUUGGUUUGUCGGCAUUGCGUUCGGUGUUUAUUAGU
Messenger RNA from Hypoxylon trugodes, 2812 nucleotides. RefSeq lists its product as uncharacterized. NCBI's taxonomy places the organism in Eukaryota, Fungi, Ascomycota, Sordariomycetes, Xylariales, Hypoxylaceae. Bases 121 to 2646 code for a protein of 841 amino acids. The transcript is spliced from 2 exons. The record is from RefSeq and is a predicted model, not a curated record.